This is a messenger RNA of Chanos chanos (milkfish), 1847 nucleotides long. RefSeq names its product histidine N-acetyltransferase. Lineage: Eukaryota; Metazoa; Chordata; Actinopteri; Gonorynchiformes; Chanidae. The record is from RefSeq and is a predicted model, not a curated record. Gene Ontology annotation, molecular function: acyltransferase activity, transferring groups other than amino-acyl groups. Bases 406 to 1416 code for a protein of 336 amino acids. The transcript is spliced from 4 exons.
AGAGCCAUUCAAAUUACUUUUGUAAAAUAUACAAGUGUCUCCAAACCCCUAUACUAUUUCACCCUUAAGGCUUGAACAGAAUGUAUUAUAUUUUCAUUGCUUAUGGUGUACUGUAUUGCGUGGGCAGCAUUAGUGUGAGCGGGGAACAACAACAAAAACUGCGCAUUCUCAUAUUUCUCUUCCGAUAAAGUUCCCGAGUCCUGGCGGGCGACUUGACUGAAGUCCACUACUGUGACAUAACGAUUUUUCUAACGUCCUCUUUUACCCGUGACGCUCAGCUGCUAGAUUUUGCAAUCGAACAUUAUGUUCAGGCAGCUCACAUAACGGCGUGAGUUUUUCAGAAUCAAGUGCCGGACUCAUCUAAAAUCAAGAGCUGAAAAGUCCAGUUUCUGUUUCAAGAAAGCAAUGGAGGCAGGGUGUCUGGGGGAGAAGGAUGGGCUUACGUUUUGGCUGGCCAGGCCUGAAGACUAUGAUGAUGUUAUGGCCAUAUCAGAGGACAUAUACUGGGGAAACGAUUAUCUACCCCACCGCUAUCACACGUGGAUGACUGAGCCCGAUAGAGUUGUCAUACUGGCCAGGAGAGAAAGAAAGUUGGUGGCUCUAGAGUCUGGGUUGGUAGUGGAUGGAGGUCAGACGGUUGUGGUGGAGGGACUUAGGGUGUGUCCGACUGAAAGGGGUCGUGGUGUUGCUGGAGUCAUUCAGAGGUUCACUGAACAAUACAUUCUGCAGCUCUACCCUAGUGUGAGGGUCAGACGUCUGACAAGAGGGGACAAUCCAGGACCCGAAAAAUUGUCGAAGUUCAAAGUUCUGGCCAGGAGGGCAAUUCUGUCUCUGCGUGGGAAAGCUGAGAGCUUUGAUGGCUUCAUCUCUCAUCUGAAGGCAAAACUGAAUACUGGAGAGGUAUCAGACGGGGGGUCUGCCCAUGAUUCUGUCGAGCUUGAAUCCAAAAUGAUCACCCUGAUGGACCACCACCAGCUUAAGGCUCUGUUACUAGACCCAGACCUGCCCUCCAGACUCCAACUCCCAGGAGGUGCCAUCAUCCAAGACUGGCAGCCCCUGCAACCCGUUGAAAGCAACCUAGAGGUGUUGAACAGGCGGAACCUCACUUGGUUGGUUGAUGGCUCCAAUGAAAAACCCAUGUUUAUGAGCUUCCACACGCCUCCUUAUCCCAUCCCACUUGACGGUGGGGCUUUUCGCCUAAAUAUCGACCUGUUUGGAACAAUCCCCUUCCUGGCCAAAGCAGCACUGACAGCCCACCUGGAGAAGGUGAGAGGAGAGCUCCAAGGCACGGUGAUCUUCCACGUGUACAUGCACCCGUCCCUGUGGGAAGGAAUGAAGCAGUUCUGUGAGGGGGAUGAAGGAGUAAAACAAUGUAAGGAGUUCUGGGAGCAGUUUUUUCUGGAGGUUAAAGGUUAAUAUGUUGUGUGUGUGUUUAUAUGGUGACGAUGGUGGUGGAGGAUAGUGCACUGCAUAACUAGAAUCGACCUUUAUAUGAGCUGCCUCUGAAAGAACUAAGAGCAAAAAAAAAAUUUGAAGAAUUCAAUCGAUAUUUCUUACAGUACAUACAGUCAAUACAGUAUAAAGUCAACAUAGAAUGGUUUCACAGUCCUAGUACAGUAAUUAAGCAGCUAUGUUCUCAAAUAAAACACAGCCAUGGAACACUAUAGAUUUUUUAUUAUAUCAAAUAAAUUUCAAACAAAACCAAUAUUAAACUGAACAUUGAGUCAAUAUAUAGAUGCCAUAUCCCAUAUGAUUACAAUUACAAAGAUGUAAACCAUGCCAAUUGUAUUUCUGUUCAUAUACAAUACGUCAGUCUUUAUGAUACUGAAAUAAACAAACUGAACAUU